UUCCACAAAGUUGACAGUAAAACAAGUUCAUAUUGAUUAUUAUCAACAGAGAAGAAAGGAUCAGCUGAAAUGGGACGUUGGGUGAGACCUGAGGUUUACCCUCUUCUUGGAGCGAUGGGAUUUGUGACAUCUAUGGUUGUGUUUCAACUCACAAGAAACGCAUUGUUUAACCCUGACUGCAGAAUAAAUAAAGCUCAUAGAAAAAUGGGAAUUCUAGAAAAUGAAGACGAAGGAGAAAAAUAUGCACAACACAAUCUUCGCAAGUAUCUGAGGACCCGCCCACCUCAAGUUAUGCCUUCUCUCAACCGUUUCUUCUCUGAUGAGGACAAUUAAAGUUCAAUUACCUUCGUGUUAUUUCUUAUUGUUAACAAUUAAACAAAAUUGAACUGUUCUUGGAAAUGGUUUGAUAUGUAUCGUGAUAAUUUUCGGAUCCUUGUUUAUAUAUAUAUAUAUAUAUUUUUUUGAAUAAAA
Molecule: messenger RNA, 471 nt
Organism: Camelina sativa (false flax)
Lineage: Eukaryota; Viridiplantae; Streptophyta; Magnoliopsida; Brassicales; Brassicaceae
Source: RefSeq, a predicted model, not a curated record